Molecule: messenger RNA, 816 nt
Organism: Cryptomeria japonica (Japanese cedar)
Lineage: Eukaryota; Viridiplantae; Streptophyta; Pinopsida; Cupressales; Cupressaceae
Product: RING-H2 finger protein ATL2
Exons: 1
Coding region: 115-642 (175 amino acids)
Biological process (GO): protein ubiquitination
Source: RefSeq, a predicted model, not a curated record
AUUCAUUUUCAUCUUUAUCGUUUUAUUUCGAUUCUAAACACUACCUAUAAACUUCUCCAUCUUCGAUUUCAAAAACUCUUCCAAACAAAAUUUACAGCAUUUUUUUGGAUAGCCAUGGAUCCCCGCAAUCGCAUGGAUUUUUUUGCUGUGAAUGAGGUAAUAAUGGCAGGAGCUCUGGUUAUUUUGUUUGGGGUGAUUAUAUUUCUGUUUCUCUUCUGUAUCUAUGCAACAUUGCGUCGAAGGCUAUACCUGCAACUUUCUAUGCCCACCCAGAAUUCUUUAAGGGUUCUUCCUUUUUCGCUUACACAAGACGAUCCCUCUAUAACAGGCUUGGAUGCAGAAUUAAUGGCGGCUCUACCCAUGUUUGUGUAUAAAUCAGAAAGAGUCAGAGUGUGGGCAACAGAAUGUUCUGUUUGUCUCUCUGAAUUUCAAGAUGGGGAAAAAAUGAGGCUUUUACCCAGUUGUAAUCACAGUUUUCAUGCAUCGUGUAUUGAUAUGUGGUUUUAUUCACAUUCUAAUUGUCCUCUGUGUCGAAAAAAUGUAGAUCUCAUUAAAUAUAAUGCAGUGGGGCAAAGGAGUGGAGAUAUUGUUAUUGUUGAUAUAGAGCAGAAUACAAGCAGGGCAGAAUUAGAGAGGAAAUAGAGGAGGUUGGUUGAAUCAUGGUCGCCAAAAUUUUCUCGGCUUCAUGAUGCAAGAAAUUUCUUGGCUGUACGUAUCAUAUCAUCUAUGGAAACCCUAAUGAGUUUUGAGCUAUGUAAAUUUGUAAUGGAUUCACACGAUUUGUAAAUUUUGGCUCUCUUCCUCUAGAAAUCUUGU